AUGCGGACAUUACUGUUUCUCAGCUUCGUAUUUUUCUGCUCACAAGUAUCAGCAUACUACUACUCAGGUUACGGCCCCACGUAUGGUUAUGAUAGCACGUAUGCCUACCCAUCCUAUUCAUACUAUCCAUCUUAUAACUCUUAUUAUGCACCCAGUCUUGGUUCAGGAUCGUAUUGGGCAGCUGGUGGUGGCCUAGUAGGCAAUGUCGUUUCAUUCUUCAUUGGAUAA
Molecule: messenger RNA, 228 nt
Organism: Auanema sp. JU1783
Lineage: Eukaryota; Metazoa; Nematoda; Chromadorea; Rhabditida; Rhabditidae
Source: the annotation of a GenBank genome assembly